CCACUACCUUUCUUUAUUCCUUGAAUGUUUUGCUAAUUUAUCCUCCAGAUCAAGAAUUCGAUUGUUUCUUGUUUAAUUAAACCCACAAAACCCUAAUUUAUCUUCCCGUCUCCUACAUGGAUCUACGGAUAUUAAACAAGGGUUUGGCUUGCACCCACAAACGAAAAAAAUGGAUUCUUCUCAUCGCUGCUUUAGGGGUUUCGACUUAUGGUGCUUAUAAGGUUUGUACACUGCCUUCUGUAGCUAAGAAAAGGGCCAGGGCGAUCAAGUUCUUAGCUGCCUUAGCUUCACUUGUUCAAUUUCUAGGCGAUUCUGCUGACACAAUUGGAAUUAUGAAUAAGGAUUUGAAACAGUUCCUACAAUCUGAUUCUGACCAAAUCCCCUCUAGUCUAAGCCAAUUGUUCAAAAUCACGAGUUCUGAUGGGUUUUCAGACUCCGUUGUUAGGGUAACUAGGGCUUUGACAGUUGGAGUUUUACAGGGGUCUCUUGUUGAAACCAGAAAAGGUCAUUCUGAUGAUACGGGUUUUGCCGAUAAGGCUUUGGAUAAGUUGUUUUCCCCUGCUGGUUCUGGUUUUGUUUCUGUGGUGGUUGGGAGUUUUGCCAAGAAUAUGGUUAUGGCGAUCUAUGCUGAUAAGGAGGUCACUAGAGGUUCUGUUGUGAAUGGAUCAAAGAAUUCAGCCGAUUCAGUUCAGAGAUGGGUGGAUGUUAUAGGUGAUGAUGAUAAGUGCAGGGAACUGAUUGGGGAUUCUAUACAGCAGUUUGUGAGCACAAUGGUGACGGUUUAUCUCGAUAAAACCAUGGAUAUAAACCCCUAUGAGCAGAUUUUUUCAGGCUUGAGUAACCCUAAACACGAAGAAAACGUAAGGGAUUUGUUGGCGGUGGUUGCCAACGGUGCUAUAGAGACUUUUGUCAAGACGUCUCACCAAGUCUUAACGAAUUCAAACACAAACGGUAAUUCAGAUUCAAGUUCAACUCCUUCGUAUUUUCUUAGGGGAAGUUCAUCUAAUGUUGGUAAAGUUUUGGAUGGGAAAGAAUUAGCAUCGAGUAAACUGAAAGCAAGAAAAGAUCAUAAUGGGUGGGUGAGUAAGAUGUCAUCUAGUCUAGCGAUCCCCGGAAACAUGGGGUUUGUUCUUGAUAUGACGGGAAGGGUGACACUUGCGACUAUGAAGUCGUUUUUGGGAUUUUCGUUGAACAAGUUGUCUGAGGGUAUGAAGAAAAGUGGUCAAGAAGCUUACAGGUACCUGACUGCAAAAUCUUUGAUUGUUAUGACCAUAUACAUUUCACUGUAUUUGCACCUGUUAAGCAGUCCAUGGACUUUGGUCUCAGCCUAGCAUGUAGCUCUGCGUUUGAGUUCAUCUUAGCCUAUAGAUACAACCAUCUGUGU
This is a messenger RNA of Cynara cardunculus var. scolymus (artichoke), 1384 nucleotides long. RefSeq names its product protein PHLOEM PROTEIN 2-LIKE A10-like. The coding region runs from base 117 to 1331 and encodes 404 amino acids. The transcript has a single exon. Lineage: Eukaryota; Viridiplantae; Streptophyta; Magnoliopsida; Asterales; Asteraceae. The record is from RefSeq and is a predicted model, not a curated record.